CCCUCCCCUCCUCUCUCUCUCUCACUCACUCACACACACACACACAACCCAGAAAAUGGCGACGAGCAGAGGGAAGAUCACAUUCAGAAUAGUGAUAGGGAUUUUGGCACUGUUAUUACUGUACUACGUUGGCCGCCCUCUCUACUGGAAAAUCUCCGCCACCGUUCAUGACAUCCGCCACAAUAAACAAACCGUCUCCGCAGGAUUUUCACAAAUUGUUCAAGCAGCGCAGAAUUCGGUGGGCUGGUUUCACGACGAGUCCGAUUCAGGAGUUCGCAACGAUCGCAUCGCUGCAGCAAGGAGGAUCCUAGCUUCUUCAUAAGAAGCUUCUGAAACCAGAACAGCAAAGAUUUCGUAGAACUGACAUCUCUUACCUGAAGUGUUUGGAAAUAGUAGUGAGUAUAGAUUUUGAAAGUUGUACGGGUGCAUCAACUUUGGAGGAAUUAUUGGGCCUAUUCUAGUCUUCACCUACAAUUAUACCAGGAAAGCUUGUGACUUGUGAGCCAUAACCUCAGCGUAUUUUUUAAUUUCCUGGAGCAUUUCUGUCUUCGCAUUGAGAAUUAAUUACAUUAACCUUUUUCUUUCCAUCUUACACUUUGUACGUCAGUGUAAUUUACUUUCCCAAAAAACAAAAAAUGUUGAUGCCAUUUUGUUACAGUGGAGAUACCUG
Nicotiana attenuata is the source of this 670-nucleotide messenger RNA. RefSeq lists its product as uncharacterized. NCBI's taxonomy places the organism in Eukaryota, Viridiplantae, Streptophyta, Magnoliopsida, Solanales, Solanaceae. The transcript is spliced from 3 exons. The record is from RefSeq and is a predicted model, not a curated record. The coding region runs from base 56 to 322 and encodes 88 amino acids.